GAGCAGUGGAAAGGAGAGACGAAGCAGAGGAAAGGAGAGACGCAGAGCGCCGGAAAUACUAUAAGAUGCAACUGAGCAAUAGUUUCACCACGCUAUCUCCACUGGGCUGGGCUUUGGAGACACAAAUUCCUCUGUUUCAUGGAGCCGAGUCAGCGGACAAAAUGUGGGUGCGCGCCGUGAAGUCUGCUCUCGGUAAACAGGAAAUAGUGGACAUCUUGCUCGACGCUGCAAUCAGCUCGUCAAAUCUGUCAAGCUGCGUAGUGACCGACUGUGUCCGGACUCUAUCCUCUUUUUGGUCCCGAAGGAUGAUCAAGUGGCAUCGCUUCGAUGACGAACUGUUGGAGGAUUUCCCUCAGCCUAUGGCCUUGAUCGAGGAAAUGGAGAGGGCGGAUUACGUGAGAGCGAAGCUGAAGUUGCUGGUUAGUCGUUUUAGUGAAUUUCCUCCUGACUUGAUGUUCACGGCACCUUUGUGUAACCUCCACCUGGCUAAGAUCCUAAUCUCCCAGGGCAUCAGGGAUGUAGACGCUCAGGUUGCCCAGAUUCUGUUGCAGUGUCUGUGCUACUGGAGGCGAGCUUUAGGCUCCAGGGAGCUCGACUGGUUUGCUUGCGAGACCAUAGAGACGCUGCGGGAUCUGUUUGCCACAUCAACGCAGCAGAUCUCCCUCAUUCGCCAAAUCUGGGAGUCUCCAGGUGGGGUCAGCUGCCUAAGACUGAUGCUCAAUGACAAGAGUCGCCUGCAUGAGGAGGUGGACAGUCUGAUUGCUAAAGUGCUCAUAAGGGUUGCCCCGUGUGCUCAAGUGCAUGCAUCAUCGCCUGAAAGCAGCCCUCAGAUGAGACAUGCCUUGGAAGAUCUCUACCGGUGGGCAAGAGCUCUGCGCUACGGGGACGCGGAGGAGAGGCGACAGCGCCCCGAUAUCACAACGCUUGUGGAGCUUGUGGAUGGUCUGAAUCCAGGUGCACCUGCCAGUGGAGCUUUGUACUUUGCCCCUCACGCAAGUGAGGCGGUGUCCUUUGACAUUCUGGACACCAAAUUCGACAUGAUUUUGGGCAUGUCAUGGCUGCGAAGCAAGGAUCACCCGGUGAACUUCUUCAACCGCACCGUUCACGUUCGUGAUCGGAACGGAGUAUUAGUUCCAUGCACGGUGCCUCUUCCUCACCCUUCGAUCAGCUGCCACGUGGUAUGCGCCGCAAGCAUGCGAGCUUCCAUCAUCAAAGACGACAUCGAGGAGAUGGGGGKGUGUUUUCUCCACGCCCUCCCGCCACAUGACGCUUCAUCGACGGACUCACCUUCGGAUCCACGCAUCACGGAACUUCUCGACGCCUACAACGACGUGUUCGAAGGCCCGCACAGAGUAGUACAGGAUCGACCCAUCCGCCACGAGAUCAUCCUCGAGGACGGGGCCGUACCUCCGCGCGGUUGCAUCUACCAAAUGAGCGAGGAACAGUUAAGUGUGCUUCGGGCACAACUCGACGACCUUCUGGAGAAAGGCUGGAUUCGGCCUAGCUCAUCGCCAUACGGUGCUCCUGUUCUCUUCGUCCGGAAGAAGAACAAGGACCUGCGGUUGUGCAUCGAUUAUCGCAAGCUCAACGCGCAGACGAUCAGGAACGCCGACCCUCUCCCACGCAUCGACGACCUUCUCGAGCGAUUGGGCGGCGCCCAGUUCUUCUCCAAGCUGGAUCUCAAGUCAGGGUACCACCAACUCGAGAUUCGCAAGGAGGACCGUUACAACACCGCAUUCAAGACACGGUAUGGGCAUUUCGAAUGGUUGGUUAUGUCGUUUGGCCUUACGAAUGCCCCAGCCACUUUCCAAGCGGCUAUGACAACGGAGUUCCGACACAUGCUGGAUCGGUUUGUACUCAUCUACCUCGACGACAUCUUGGUGUAUAGUCGGAGUUUGGACGAGCAUGUGGAACACCUGCGCACCGACGUUUCAUGCAAACUGCUUCCCAAGUCGUUUGGAUCUUGGUCUGUGACAGCAGCCGCGGGCGAUGAGCCCGAUGGCCCUUCAUUUGUGAUCAACAUUCCAGAGCAUCUGAUGGUCCAUCCGGUCUUCCACGCCUCGAAGCUGGCAACAUACACGCCAGCCAAGAGCGACGACUUUCCGGGCCGACGAUCGCAGGACCCUCUUUCUAUGGAUGGCCAUCAGGAAGUUGACCGUGUCAUCACCGAUCGCAAGUACGGCAGCAAGCCGCGACAGUACAAAGUCACAUUCAAAGCAUGCGAUCGCGACGACACUCGGUGGAUUUCAGGAGCAGAUUUGAAAGCAUCCGCACCGCUGAUCUACGCUCACUAUGAACGUCAAAGGUUAGCCAAGGGACCUUCACGACCUGCCCCUCCCACUCGGACUGUGGUCCCUCCCUUAGACAGACAGCUUCGCCCUCGCAGGUAUCAGCAACAACGACUCAGCAGGCGACCUACUCCAGCAGCAUCAGGUACAGCAACUGCAGUACCAGUCACUACCGGGGCCCUUCCCGCCUGCCCCGUCCAAGGGGACCAGGAGACGUUGUCAGCUUACCUUCAGCGGGUACAGGCAUUUACGGAUGCCGUCGCUACGGCUAAAGCACAGCAGGAGGCAGCAGAGGCGGAACGUCAGCGGCUGGCCAAUGAGGCGGCAGCCCAAGCUCAGCGGACUGCUGAGGCUGACGCAACAGCUCGAGACAGACGGAAUGCCGCCAGCGCUGAGGCCCUGAUUCAGAAUGAGAAUCAGUGGACAGCACUCCUCCAAGGCAUGCUUUUUGUGCCUACGGACGAGCAGGCGGAUCCGACACUGGCCAAGGCAGAAAGGAGUAACCUGGCUAAUUUGAUGCUGAGCAUGAUGAGGGCGGUAAUGUGGAGUAACACAAUGAUGCAGUUGGGCGGCGCAACGUACUUCUCGAAGUUCGACUUGAAGUCGGGUUACCACGAGAUUGAAAUCCAGCCUCAAGACCGGUACAAGACCGCCUUCAAAACGUGGUAUGGGUAUUUUGAGUGGGUCGUGAUGCCAUUUGGACUCACCAAUGCCCCGACAACCUUCCAAGCAGCCAUGACAACGGAGUCCCGAGACUUGCUCGAUCGUACCGUCCUCAUCUACCUCGACGAUAUCUUGGUCUAUAGUAGGACGCUUGACGAGCACCUCAUACACCUUCGUGUGGUGUUGGAACGUUUGCGAGCAGCCAAGUACAAAGCAAACCGCGACAAGUACGAAUUCGCCAAACAAGAGCUUGAGUACUUAGACCAUUAUGUGACGCCGAAAGACAUUCGUCCCUUAGCGGACAAGAUCCAAGCCAUCGUGRAUUGGCCGGAACCCCGUUGCACGACGGACAUACGCUCUUUCAUGGGUUCGGCUGGAUACUAUCAGCACUCCAUCGAGUCUUACUCCAAAGUGGCAACUUUUUUGUCGAGACUUCAGUCCCCGAAGGUACCAUUCGAGUUCGACGACGCAGCUCGUGGCGCGUUCAAUACGUUGAAGGCGGCAAUGCAAGACGCACCGGCCCUCCAUAUCUAUGAUCCCACCCUACCCACCCAAGUGACUAUGGAUGCUUCCAGAAGUUCCACGUACGGUAUUAAUGCGGUAUUGGAACAAUGCCACACGGAUGGUUGGCACCUGGUCGAGUAGUUCUCCCAAAAAGUGUCUCCCAUCAACACUCUCGACGACGCUAAGAAGAAAGAGCUACUCACGUCCGUCACCGUUCUCAAACGGA
This is a messenger RNA of Chara braunii, 3681 nucleotides long. The record is from the annotation of a GenBank genome assembly. Lineage: Eukaryota; Viridiplantae; Streptophyta; Charophyceae; Charales; Characeae.